CUUUGACUUUGUUAGAAUUAGGUCCAGUCAACUGGAAUACAAAAAUCGUUAGAAAUAUGCCUCGCACCAAGAUUUCAGCUCGUCGUCAGGCCCAGCGCCAGAAAGCUGAUCGCGAGGAGAAAGUGCGCCUGUCCCAAAUCAAGAUGGAUGCGGCUCUGGAGAAGAUCGACGAGAUAAGCAAGCGCUACAAGCAAGAGGUAGACAACCAAAUUAAGUUGAUCCGUGGAAGGACCGAUAAGCAGCUGCUGCAAAUGAAGAUGCCAGAAUUCUUGGCUCUCGGGUUUAAAACUUUCGCCGAACAUCAGAGGGCAGCUAUUAAGCCGCCCACAACUCGCAGUUUGUCCAUCAGUCGUGGUCGAACCCGGACUCCGCAGAAUGCCCAGCUACCGAGGCAUCAGGCGCAUUCGGUGGACAGGGCUCUGGUUGGCGACACCAUGAGCUUUGUGCGAUGGCCCCGCGCCGGAGAGAUGGUGCUCUCGAAGGCGGGAAGCCCGCUGGCCGUCCAGUCGCGUCCGGAUCGCUAUGCGGACGUUCACAUUCCCACCAAGGGCGGCGUGAUCACCGUGAAGCCGCACAAGAUCAACACCGUGAAGCGGGAAGUACUGAUGCAGCUGGAUGAGAACACACUCAACCAGGUGAAGACACUGAAUGCCAAUCUCGGAUUGAUCGUGGACAUGGCCAACAAACUGGGGAAAUUAAAACCGUAAAAGCUAUCAGAGGAAACUUCAAGAACUCAUCUAUUACGCUUAUUUCGUUAAUAUUUUAUUUAGUCUUUUUCAUUUUCUCAUUUUCAAUGUUUUUGUUCAGUUGUUAAACAUUAAGUGAACGUGUCUGUUGUUCUUGUUGCUGUUUGCUGCUUUUUGCUUGCUUCUUGUUGUAUAAUUAAUUAAUAAAUUUAAUUAAUUGUAUGUAUAUAUAUAUCGAUUUGUAAGUACAAACAUAGCGUACAGAAUUCCGUCUCCACUAACAUUAAAUUUAAUUGUUUAAACAUUUUUCUAUUGUGUUGCAUGUGUGUGUUUUGUGUGUCUGUGGGUGAACAUUCUCAAUUAUGCUUGUAAGUAUAGUACUUAGUUAAAUUAAAGUGUAUUGUGUUUUCAUUCAAAUGAAAAUUCAAGUGAAACUUUACUUGGUUUCCUAACUUUUCAUCUUCACUUUCAGUUGUGUGAAUCCUUAGACAAACGUUACAUUUACACAUAUACAGAUUUAGUUAUUAAAAAUUAUCAUUAAUUUUUAGUGUGUAUUGUGUUAAAUUUAGCAUUUGUUUUUUGGGCUUCCCAUUAGAGUGUGAAAUGUGAGUGGGAGUGGGGCGUGUCGUACGCGUUUAUAUAGUUACAGAUACAUAAAAAUACAAUACAUAGCAAAAGGUACAUAUAUAGAGACUUAUAAUACGCUUCUUUUCACUGAAUUAUUCAAUACGAUUUUUAGAGACAAAGACAACAUAUAUGUGGACAAUCAAUCGAUACGUGUAAACAGUGACAGAUGACAACAACAUAACACUGAGAUUUUUAACAUUCAUUAUGUUUGUGUGGAUAGGGUUUGAGAGUUUUCGUAAAACGAUUUCAAAGAAUUAAACAUACGGGUAGUGCGAUGAACAGUCGCCCUGACUCAAAACCAGCAAUAAACGAAUAUAAUCUAAUCAAAAUGCUCAUGAUAAUCUUAAAACAACUUGCCGUUUUCUUCAGUACAGUCUUCCCUCCAAAUCACGUAUUCUAGCAUACCCAAAUUACCGAUUAUGUGUUUAUCUAAGCGCUAAAUAAUCGUUGAU
Drosophila simulans is the source of this 1765-nucleotide messenger RNA. RefSeq names its product borealin. Gene Ontology annotation, cellular component: spindle midzone; chromosome passenger complex; chromosome, centromeric region. The transcript is spliced from 2 exons. The coding region runs from base 57 to 707 and encodes 216 amino acids. Gene Ontology annotation, biological process: mitotic sister chromatid segregation. Lineage: Eukaryota; Metazoa; Arthropoda; Insecta; Diptera; Drosophilidae. The record is from RefSeq and is a predicted model, not a curated record.